This is a messenger RNA of Scaptodrosophila lebanonensis, 3059 nucleotides long. RefSeq lists its product as uncharacterized. The transcript has 4 exons. The record is from RefSeq and is a predicted model, not a curated record. The coding region runs from base 6 to 3059 and encodes 1017 amino acids. NCBI's taxonomy places the organism in Eukaryota, Metazoa, Arthropoda, Insecta, Diptera, Drosophilidae. Gene Ontology annotation, molecular function: iron ion binding; heme binding; monooxygenase activity.
GCGAAAUGGUGUGGUUAGUCAUUCUUGUCACAUUCGUCGUGACGCUGAUCUCAUACGCGGUACGCCAGCGCCAUUGCUAUUGGCUGCGUCGCGGCAUUCCACACGAGAAGCCGAGUUUUCCAAGAGGGAAUUUCUCCGACUGGCCGAAACGCGAACAAUUUUCCACGAUAUUUAAAAAAUACUAUUUGAAGUUCAAGGACAGCGGUAGUCCAUUUGCUGGCUUUUAUUUCUUCUUUACGAAAACUAUAGUGGUCACCGACAUCGAUCUUAUCAAAAAAGUGCUGAUAAAAGACUUUAACAACUUUGAAAAUCGCGGUAUAUUCUACAACGAAAUCGACGAUCCGCUUUCGGCCACCCUGUUCAGCAUAGAGGGACACAAAUGGCGCCAUCUGAGACACAAACUGACGCCCACCUUCACCUCCGGGAAAAUGAAGAACAUGUUUCCCAUUGUCUUGGGCGUGGGGGAAGAAAUGGUGAAAAUUUUUGCUGAGAAAGUUGAUGGCGAUAGCCGGGUACUAGAGGUAACCGAUGUCGUUGGCCGUUACACAGCCGACGUUAUUGGCACCUGUGCCUUCGGUCUGGAUUGCAACAGUCUCCAUAAUCCAAAGGCUGAUUUCGUCACUAUGGGAAAACGUGCAAUUCUGGAUCGUCGGUAUUACGGUCUUUUGGACUUCUUUAUGUUUGGUUUUCCGAAAUUGGCGCGCCGAUGUCAUCUUAAGCUCAAUGUGCAAGAGGUUGAGGACUUUUAUCUCGGAAUUGUAAAGGACACCAUUGAUUAUCGCUUAAAGAAUCAAGUGAAGAGACACGAUUUCAUGGACAUGUUAAUCGAAAUGUAUCAGAAACAUCAGAAUGGAAAUGAGGAGGAGGGCCUUAGCUUUGAAGAAUUGGCUGCACAAGCUUUCAUUUUCUUCGUCGCUGGCUUCGAGACCUCAUCCACAACCAUGGGAUUUGCUUUGUACGAACUCGCCCAGCACCAGGAAAUACAGAACAAAGUUAGAGAGGAAGUCGCACAAGUAUUGGCUAAGAAUAAUAGCGACUUUUCCUAUGAGGCCAUGAAGCAGAUGCAGUAUUUGGAGCAAGUUGUCAUGGAGACGCUGCGUAAAUAUCCAGUAUUGGGUCACCUCUCGCGUGUUUCAAACGCCGACUAUUUACUGGACGAUCCCAAGCAUUACAUUCAGAAGGGAACCGUGGUGGUUAUAUCAGCUUUAGGCGUUCAUUACGAUCCAGACAUUUACCCUGACCCAGAGAAAUUUCAGCCCGAGCGAUUUACAGAGGAAAACAUAGCUUCCCGGCCCCCCUGUACUUGGUUACCUUUCGGGGACGGCCCUCGAAACUGCAUAGGCUCGCGUUUUGGACUGAUGCAGACCUGCAUUGGACUCGCCAGUUUGCUCAAAAACUACAAAUUCAGCACGACCCCAGAGACCCAAAUCCCACUAAAGUUGGUCAAUAAAAAUAUAUUACUAUCAGCUGAGAAUGGCAUACACCUUAAAGUUGAAAAGAUACGUUCAAAGCUUCUUAGGCUGUGUGUACGAGUUCUAUCAAAAAUGGGCGUUGGGGGUUUGCUUCUCACAGCGCUGGUGGCCCUACUUGGGUAUCUGUUCCUAAGACUACGACGCAAUGCGCAAUAUUGGCAAAACUUGGGUAUAGCUUGUGAAGAGCCACACCUACUAAUGGGCAGCUUGGCUGGCGUGCGUUCCAAGCGCUCAUUCAUGGAAAUUUGGACGCACUACUACAAUAAGUUCAGGGGCACCGGACCAUUUGCCGGCUUCUAUUGGUUUCAACGUCCGGCUGCCUUCAUCUUGGAGCCUUUUCUAGCCAAGCAUAUACUCGUCAAAGACUUCAAUAAGUUCACGGAUCGUGGAUUUUUCCACAAUGAGGAAGAUGAUCCAUUGACGGGGCAGCUCUUCUUGUUGGAUGGCCACAAGUGGAAGUCCAUGCGCAACAAGUUGUCUUCUACCUUCACCUCGGGAAAAAUGAAAUACAUGUUCCCAACGGUUGUGAAGGUUGGUUACGAGUUUGUAGAAGUGUUCGGUGAUAUGGUAAGAAAGCAAUCAGAAAUUGAGGUGAAGGAGCUGUUGGCACGUUACACCACCGAUGUAAUAGGAACUUGUGCCUUUGGAAUUGAGUGCAGCAGUCUGAAGGAUCCCGAGGCCGAGUUUCGACUGAUGGGUCGUCGUGUGUUUACGGACGUGCGACACGGUGUCCUAGGCCUUACAUUUAUUAAUAGUUUCCCGAAGCUGGCACGUCGCCUGCACAUGAAAAGUACACCGCAACAUAUUGAAGAUUUCUUCCUGCGAAUAGUCCGCGAAACUGUGACCUUUAGAGAGCAAAAUAACAUAAAACGAAACGACUUUAUGGAUCAGCUAAUUGAAUUGAAAAACAAUCGUAUGCUCAAGUCUGAGACGGGGGAAAGCAUGAACCUGACACUGGAGGAGGUAGCCGCACAAGCUUUUGUGUUUUUCGCGGCGGGCUUUGAAACCUCAUCGACCGCAAUGGGAUUUGCUUUAUACGAACUGGCCCAGAAUGCCAACAUUCAGCAAAGGGCACGCGACGAAAUAAACGAAGUACUGGAAAAACAUAAUGACGAGUUGAACUACGAGUGUAUGAAAGAGCUCACAUACUUGGAUCAGAUCAUAUCAGAGACCCUCCGCUUAUACACUGUUCUGCCAGUGCUAAAUCGGGAGUGUCUGGAGGACUAUGUGGUGCCUGGCUAUCCAAAGUAUGUCAUCAAGGCCGGCAUGCCAGUUUUAAUUCCUGCUGGGGCGAUGCAUCGUGACGAGAAGCUGUAUCCCGAUCCAGACACGUUCAAUCCGGAUAACUUUGAUCCGGACCGAGUCAAAGAGCGAGACUCAGUGGAGUGGUUGCCAUUUGGAGACGGCCCACGUAAUUGCAUUGGAAUGCGUUUUGGCCAAAUGCAGGCACGCAUUGGACUUGCCCUACUCCUCAAAAAUUUCAGAUUUUCAGUUUGCGAACGUACACCCAUUCCUAUGACAUAUAACUUAGAGAGCUUUCUGAUCGCUAGCGAAAAAGGAAUCUAUUUGCGAGUAGAGCAGAUCUAA